Drosophila bipectinata is the source of this 2714-nucleotide messenger RNA. RefSeq names its product band 7 protein AGAP004871. Gene Ontology annotation, cellular component: plasma membrane. The record is from RefSeq and is a predicted model, not a curated record. NCBI's taxonomy places the organism in Eukaryota, Metazoa, Arthropoda, Insecta, Diptera, Drosophilidae.
UGCGCAAGGUCAGUGCAAGCUGGAAAAGGUGAAAGCUGCCAGGGGCAUGAUUGCAACUCGGGACGGGAUUCUCUUAGUUGCUGCUGUCGCUGCUGCUGGCGUUGCAAGUCGGUGAGCCUGCAACCUGCAACAUAGAGCGAAAGCUCUUUGAUCGUCGCUCGUUAAAUGCCCGACACUAAACACUGAUGAUAACAAAGUUGUGGGCCCUCUCACUGCCGAGCUUUAGCUGGCAAGUAUAUAAAGGAUGCUCGCUGCUGGCGCACUUUCAGUUGGAUUCUGAGCGAGGCACCAGCAGCAACAGCAGCAGCUAAGACGAGGAGCUAGAACAGGAAUAGGAACAGGAGCAGUGGCAGCGACAGCGGCAGCGGCAGAACCAGGAGCUGGAAAAGGAUAACCGAAGGAAAACUAGCUCACCGCAAAGUGAGAACUGUAUACAUGUGCUAGUGUGUGUGUGUUAGUGAGAAGAAGAAAAAAAGAAAGAAAAAGUAGCCAGUGCGAUGGCCAGUAGACUAGCCUAGUGUGUUCAAAUGCAAGACUGACCAAACCAAGCAAAACCAAACCAAUCCAAACCAAGCCGAGCCGAGCCAAGUCGAGCUGAAAAAAAGGGACUAACAUCCUUAAGGAACCCAAUCUGAUUGACCAGGAGCAGCCAGGAACAGCCGCCGCACUGGCGUCGUUUUGUGAGCGCGGCUUGAUGCCCGACUCGAUGAUGGACAUGGAGCAUCGGGACCACCAGCUGCACCGCCAGCAGCCGUCGCACCACCAGCCGGGCCGCCUCUCGGCCAGCACCAGCACAUUUGCACCACCGGCCCCGGCGGGGAGUCCCUCGGCGGCGGCCAGCGAUCACAGGGAACGGGAACGGGACCACCACCUGCAUCACCAUCAGACGAAUGCAGCUUCCUCGCCACUGCCCGUGACUGCAUCCAUACAGCUGCACCAGCAGCAGCAGCCGCCACCACAGCAGCAGCAGCAGCAGCUGCCGCAGUUGCAGCAACCACAGUUGCGCGAAAGGGAACACCACCACCAACACCAACAGCAACACCAGCAGCCGCAGCAGCAGCAGCAGCAACCACAGUCACUGCCACCACAACAACUGCCCCACAGCCAUCAUGCGUUGAUGCAACAAUCGCAGCAGCAGCAGGCCAUCCACCGAGCCGAGGCGCGAAGAGAUACACAAGCAAAACAUUCACAUGGAUUUCUCUAUUCGGACGAGGAAAUCAGCGAUAAGGCUUCAACAUGCGGCAAAUUGCUAAUAUUUCUAUCCGUGGCGCUUGUGAUACUCACAUUACCCUUCAGUCUCUUCGUAUGCUUCAAGGUGGUGCAGGAGUACGAGCGUGCGGUUAUCUUCCGUUUGGGUCGCCUCAUGCAGGGCGGUGCCAAGGGCCCAGGUAUCUUCUUCAUCCUACCCUGCAUCGACUCGUACGCCCGCGUGGACUUGCGAACCCGCACCUACGAUGUGCCACCCCAGGAGGUUCUCACAAAGGAUAGCGUUACGGUUUCGGUGGAUGCAGUGGUUUACUAUCGCGUAUCAAAUGCAACGGUCUCUAUAGCGAACGUGGAGAAUGCUCACCAUUCGACCAGGCUACUGGCACAGACUACUCUACGAAACACAAUGGGAACUCGGCAUUUGCAUGAGAUACUCAGCGAGCGUAUGACGAUUUCCGGCACAAUGCAGGUUCAACUCGACGAAGCCACCGAUGCCUGGGGCAUCAAAGUUGAACGUGUUGAAAUUAAGGACGUGCGCCUGCCGGUGCAGCUGCAACGCGCAAUGGCUGCCGAGGCGGAGGCCGCCCGUGAGGCACGCGCCAAAGUCAUCGCCGCCGAGGGAGAGCAGAAGGCUUCGAGGGCGCUGCGCGAGGCGUCCGAGGUGAUUGGAGAUUCGCCGGCCGCCCUCCAACUGCGCUAUUUGCAGACACUCAACACCAUAUCCGCGGAAAAGAACUCGACGAUUGUGUUCCCGCUGCCCAUCGACUUGAUAACUUAUUUCCUGAAGACCACAGAGGCCACCACGCAGCAGAAUGCGGCAGCGGCUGUGGCAGCAAUUGGCAAUACACCGCCGCCGUUGCAACUCGCCCCGCAGCAGCAGCCCCAGCAACAGCAAUACCAGCAGCAGCCACCACAGCAGCAGCAGCAACAACAGCAGCAGCAGCAGCCGCCUCAGCAGAUGCAACCGCAGCUCUACCAACAACAGAUCUCAUCGGCGAUGUAAGACCGCUGAAGGAUGAGCUGCCCAGCCGUUUAAAUAAAUCAAGAAUGGCAGCAAUUAUAUCGUGGCAGCAUUUACUCAAAAGUCAUUUACAAACAACCAAUGGCAACCAAAAAUGUAAUUCAUAACACCGAAAAGUGCGAUUCGAAAUGCAUUCGCCAGCAGCUGGCCCAAAAAUACCCGAGGGUCCUUUAUAAAACUUAGACUAGUUUCUUACGAGGCGAUAGAGUUAGAUAUUUGUAGCUUUACGACCAGAGGAUGCAAUUCUUUAUAAAAUACUUACAUGGGAAUGAAGAACUGGCCAUAUUCAAAUCAACUACUCAACACAAAAAUACAUAUUCAAGUCACAUAGAGGUUUAAAUAAUUUAAACUCAUAGAAAGUGUUCUCGGGUCGGGCAGGUGAAAAUUCUAAAACCAACCAGUUUUGAAAAUCUCAAAUUCCGAAAUUCGAAAUAGUCAAAAAUGGUUGGUUUGGUUUUGUAUUUUCACAAACAACUGGCUAGGCCCU